ACAUUCUAUACACAGAAACAUGCUGUAUAAGAAGCACAAGAAUUUCAGAGCAAAAAGAAUCUCUGCCUGCAGUUGCACACAAAGACCUGGAGGAGGAAACUCCCACGUCCUCGAGGAGAAGAAAGGAGGCGGCGAAGCAGAUUAAAGGAACUUGUGGCUCGUGGCCCUUUUGCGCCAGGGCUGCCUGGACCUGGACCGGGGGAAAGUGAGUGUCAAGCCACAGUGGCGGUGCAUGGGCUGUGAGAUGAGGCGCUGCCGCCGCCGCUGCUGCUGCUGCCGCUACUGCUGCUGCUGACACUCAGGUUCCCGGGUCCGUCCGCUGCCCUUUGUGCUUCGUGUACAUGUGUCUAUUCAGCGCAUCCGGAGGCGCCCAGCAGAGAAUCCAACACGGCCGCCGGGGAGAGACCACCCACCAUGCCCACGGAGACCCUACAGACAGGUAGCAUGGUGAAGCCGGUCAGCCCCGCGGGCACCUUCACCUCGGCGGUGCCCCUGCGCAUCCUCAACAAGGGGCCCGACUACUUCCGCAGGCAGGCGGAGCCGAACCCCAAAAGACUCAGCGCCGUGGAGAGGCUGGAGGCCGACAAGGCCAAGUAUGUCAAGAGCCAGGAGGUCAUCAACGCCAAGCAGGAGCCCGUGAAGCCGGCCGUGCUGGCCAAGCCCCCAGUGUGCCCCGGCGCCAAGCGCGCGCUGGGCAGCCCCACGCUCCGUGUGUUCGGGCCCAACGCCAAGACCGAGAGCGGCGUGCACAGGGAGACCCUGAAGCUCGAGAUCCUGAAGAACAUCAUCAACAGCUCGGAAGGCUCCAGCUCCGGCUCCGGGCACAAGCACAGCUCCCGCAACUGGCCUCCGCACCGGCCCGAUGCCACCGACCUGCACCGACACUCCUUCGCCGAGUCCCUGAAGGUCUACCCGACGCAGGGCCGGGGCAGCCCGCAGGAGAGCAGCUCCCACGUGGGCAGGAGGCUGCUGGAGCAGACCGCCGAGUCCUUCCUGCACGUCUCCCACAGCUCCUCGGACAUCCGCAAAGUGACCAGUGUGAAGCCCCUGAAGGCGAUCCCCUGCAGUAGUUCCGCCCCUCCCCUGCCUCCCAAACCCAAGGUUGCAGCCAUCGCCCCCAUGAAGUCCCCCGACGCCGACCCGGCCGAGCCAGCCUGCGGAGUCAGCCGGAGACCCUCCCUCCAGCGGUCGAAGUCGGACUUGAGUGACAGGUACUUCCGCGUGGACGCAGACGUGGAGAGGUUCUUCAACUACUGCGGACUGGACCCCGAGGAGCUGGAAAACCUGGGCAUGGAGAACUUUGCCAGGGCUAAUUCUGACAUCAUAUCCCUCAACUUCCGCAGUGCAAGCAUGAUCAGCUCGGACUGUGAACAGUCGCAGGACAGUAACAGUGACCUUAGAAACGAGGACAGUGCCAACGACCGGGUGCCAUACGGCAUUUCUGCGAUCGAAAGGAAUGCCAGGAUCAUCAAGUGGUUAUAUAGCAUCAAACAAGCUAGAGAGUCCCAGAAGGUCUCCCACGUGUAAGAGACAGUGCGCGUGUGCGAAGGAGGGAGGGGGUGGGUCUCUUGUCUGUGCAUCCGCCGUUGUGAAGGUCGUGAGGUCUCCUUGAAGUGUUGUGAGCUUCUCCGCUCUCUUUGUGUUGCUUGUUGUGCAAUGUUUUCAAGUUGCAUGCCUGUCAACAUGGGGACUGACCUGGCGUCCCGGUCAACCAUCGCUGCAGAGCCUGGCUGAACACACGUCACCUGCCAAAAAGUUUCAGGCCGGAAUCGGAUUAGGGCUUUGAUCUCAAGCAAAACUGUUUACACCCGAAAACGGUAUACAACUUCUUCAAUAUUUAUGUGGUUCUUGUGUUUUAUAUCCCGCGCUAUUGUGUCUUAAUUAAAAGUUUUAUCAACUGGC
This is a messenger RNA of Myotis lucifugus (little brown bat), 1902 nucleotides long. RefSeq names its product family with sequence similarity 110 member B (gene FAM110B). The coding region runs from base 415 to 1527 and encodes 370 amino acids. The transcript has 2 exons. Lineage: Eukaryota; Metazoa; Chordata; Mammalia; Chiroptera; Vespertilionidae. The record is from RefSeq and is a predicted model, not a curated record.